UCACCACUGCCUCGUCUGUGACGUACCGACACGUAUCAGUUUAUAGCGGAUGUUUAUAACGCCACUAACCACGUGGAGGUCAAAAGUCGAGGGGCGGAUCACACAGAGCACAACAAUGCCGCCUCAUCAUUCCCAGUUUCUCAACCCGCCCAAAUUGGUAGGGAACAUGGCACUGUGUCCCCUGAGAACAAAUUUUAAGGGGCCUGCUCCACAAGAUGCAAGUGAUUUUGAUAUAGUGGACGAAGGGAUUUAUUACUUUAAAGCCAACAUUUUCUUCAGGAACUAUGAAAUAAAGAGUGAAGCGGAUCGUACCCUGAUUUAUAUAACAUUGUUUAUAUCCGAGUGUAUCAAGAAAUUACAAAGGUGUACGUCCAAGAAACAGGCCCACAAAGAUAUGCAUACCUUGGGACUGAAGAAGUACCCUAUUCCAGGAGAAUCGGGGUUCCCCCUCAAUGGUUUAUAUGCCAAACCAUCUCGCAGCGACGAAGAGACCAUGCGGUCAUACCUUCAACAGAUCCGACAGGAGACGGCACUCCGUAUGUGUGAGAAAGUGUUCGAGUCCGAUUCAGAUAAACCAAGCAAGUGGUGGACGUGUUUUGUGAAAAGAAAAUUCUUGGAAAUCAGUCUUUCGCCGCCUGGACAAUAAACAUACACUUAACUGGACAUAACAUAUAGUAUAAUGUGCUCGCCAUCUUUAACGACGCAAGUGUAUACCAUCAAUCAAGGGCUUGAAGUCGCCUGAAUAAUGUUUUUCUAGACAUUCCUCAAAAACAUAAAAAAUCUCUCGCUUUACAAACCAGUUUGCCAUCUAUCUUGUUCCUUACGUAGACCGCGUGUUAAUGCAUCCUUACAAUACACUAUAUUAAUUGUAUAAUCGUUUUCCUAAACUGAAAUAGAAUUGAAGCAUACAAUAUCAAAAUACUUCUGAAAGUCGUAUGCAUAUUUUUCUUGCAAAAUAAAGAUGUUUUAUGUGUA
This is a messenger RNA of Pecten maximus, 975 nucleotides long. Its product is annotated as actin-related protein 2/3 complex subunit 3-like. Gene Ontology annotation, molecular function: actin filament binding. Gene Ontology annotation, biological process: regulation of actin filament polymerization; Arp2/3 complex-mediated actin nucleation. Gene Ontology annotation, cellular component: cytoskeleton; Arp2/3 protein complex. The record is from RefSeq and is a predicted model, not a curated record. Bases 50 to 646 code for a protein of 198 amino acids. The transcript is spliced from 7 exons. NCBI's taxonomy places the organism in Eukaryota, Metazoa, Mollusca, Bivalvia, Pectinida, Pectinidae.